Elaeis guineensis (African oil palm) is the source of this 735-nucleotide messenger RNA. The record is from RefSeq and is a predicted model, not a curated record. Lineage: Eukaryota; Viridiplantae; Streptophyta; Magnoliopsida; Arecales; Arecaceae.
AUGGACCAAAACUCAAAUCCAGAGCUCCAGUGGGAAGGCAAGGUGUAUGCCAAACUAUCUGGCCCCACAGCAGACCAGGCCUGGUCCCUGCUCAAGGAAUUCUGCGCUCUCCACAAAUGGGUCUCAUCGAUUGACACUUGUUACAAGCUGGAAGGCACCGAGGGGGAACCCGGCUGUGUGAGGUACUGUGCCGGAUCCCUGAACCAGUCGGACCCGGCCCAACCGGUGGGUUGGUCCAAGGAGCAGCUGGUCGCCUUCGACCCGGCAGGCCGAUCCUACACCUACAAGAUCGUGGAGGGCAACAAAGGGUUCGGCCGCUACACCGCCACGCUCCGGGUGGUCCCGGAUGCCGAGGGCGUUGCAGAGGGCUGCUGCAUCGAGUGGGGCUUCGCGGCGGAACCGGUGAGGGGGUGGACUUGCGAAGGGUUCGUGGCGUUUCUGGCGAAGCUGGCGCAGGGCGUUGCAGCGAGGGUGGAAGAAGAAAUUACCCGGCGGCGCGAAUGAUGCAUAUUUUUUCCUAGAAUAUUUCGGUACAUGAUGAUGAUUAGGGAUAUAUUAAUUAAUAAUCAAUUAAUAUAGACUUUUCUAUUUUCUUUUUUGUUGCUUUGCUGCUCUCUGUCGUGACUGGUGACAUGCCUCUUGCUCCGGUCCUACGGCCAGCCUAGGCUGUUUGUACGUUUUUUCUGUAACGAAGAAUAUAUUAGUGAAGAAUAAAUAUAUUUGGUUGAUGUAAUA